Messenger RNA from Peromyscus eremicus (cactus mouse), 4031 nucleotides. RefSeq names its product thyrotropin releasing hormone degrading enzyme (gene Trhde). Gene Ontology annotation, cellular component: cytoplasm. The coding region runs from base 22 to 3252 and encodes 1076 amino acids. Gene Ontology annotation, molecular function: zinc ion binding; metalloaminopeptidase activity; peptide binding. Lineage: Eukaryota; Metazoa; Chordata; Mammalia; Rodentia; Cricetidae. The transcript has 19 exons. The record is from RefSeq and is a predicted model, not a curated record. Gene Ontology annotation, biological process: peptide catabolic process; proteolysis.
GGAAGAGGAGGAGGCGGUGUGAUGGCCCUGGACGGCGAGAGGGGGGAGCAAGAGGAGGAGAAGAAAAAGAAGAAGAAGAAAAAGAAGAGGAAGAAGAAGGAGGAGGAGGGGGCCGAGAAGAGCAGCUCACCCUUUGCAGCCACCAUGGGAGAAGACGAUGCCGCCGCCGCCGCGCUCCGGGCAAGCGGCAGGGGGCUCUCGGACCCGUGGGCUGACUCGGUGGGAGUGCGACCCCGCACCACCGAGCGCCACAUCGCGGUACACAAGCGGCUCGUGCUGGCCUUCGCCGUGUCCAUCGUGGCACUCCUGGCGGUCACCAUGCUGGCGGUACUGCUCAGCCUGCGCUUCGACGAGUGUGGAGCCAGCGCGGCGGUGCCGGGUUCCGACGGUGGCCCCGGGGGCUUCCCCGAGCGCGGCGGUGGCGGCGGCGGCGGGGGUAACAACAGCCACCCAGGAUCCGCCCGGCGCAACCAUCACCACGCUGGUGGGGAAUCCUCGCAGCGCGAGACCGGCGAGGUGGACACCCCGGGGACCCUGUCUACCCUACCGCCGUCGGAGGAAGAGCCGGAGCAGUGGCAGCCUUGGACGCAGCUGCGCCUAUCCGGCCACCUCAAGCCGCUGCACUACAAUUUGAUGCUCACCGCCUUCAUGGAGAACUUCACCUUCUCCGGGGAGGUCAACGUGGAGAUCGCGUGCCGGAACGCCACCCGCUACGUGGUGCUGCACGCCUCCCGGGUGGCGGUGGAGAAGGUGCAAGUGGCGGAGGACCGGGCGUUCGGGGCUGUCCCGGUAGCCGGCUUUUUCCUCUACCCACAAACCCAGGUCUUGGUGGUGGUGCUGAAUAGAACCCUGGACGCGCAGAGGAAUUACAACCUAAAGAUUAUCUACAAUGCCCUGAUAGAGAACGAGCUUCUCGGCUUCUUCCGCAGCUCCUACGUGCUCCACGGGGAGAGAAGAUUCCUUGGUGUUACUCAGUUCUCACCUACGCAUGCCAGGAAGGCGUUUCCGUGUUUCGACGAGCCAAUCUACAAGGCCACUUUCAAAAUCAGCAUCAAGCAUCAAGCCACCUAUUUGUCUCUAUCCAAUAUGCCAGUGGAGACAUCUGUGUUUGAGGAAGAUGGAUGGGUAACAGACCACUUUUCACAGACUCCUCUCAUGUCCACAUAUUAUUUAGCCUGGGCGAUUUGCAACUUCACGUACCGAGAAACUACUACCAAGAGUGGGGUUGUAGUCCGAUUAUAUGCAAGACCUGAUGCUAUCAGAAGAGGAUCCGGGGACUAUGCUCUCCACAUUACAAAGAGAUUAAUAGAAUUUUAUGAAGACUACUUUAAAGUGCCCUAUUCUUUGCCAAAACUAGAUCUUUUAGCUGUGCCUAAGCAUCCAUAUGCUGCUAUGGAGAACUGGGGACUAAGUAUUUUUGUGGAGCAAAGAAUACUGCUGGACCCCAGUGUUUCAUCUAUUUCAUAUUUGCUGGAUGUCACCAUGGUCAUUGUUCAUGAAAUAUGUCACCAGUGGUUUGGUGACCUUGUGACUCCGGUGUGGUGGGAAGAUGUGUGGUUGAAGGAAGGCUUUGCUCACUACUUUGAAUUUGUGGGUACAGACUACCUCUAUCCCGGCUGGAACAUGGAAAAGCAGAGAUUUCUGACAGAUGUUCUGCAUGAAGUGAUGCUGCUUGACGGGUUGGCCAGUUCCCAUCCGGUAUCACAGGAAGUGAUACGGGCAACAGAUAUUGACAGGGUGUUUGACUGGAUCGCAUACAAAAAGGGUGCUGCUCUAAUUAGAAUGCUGGCUAAUUUUAUGGGCCAUUCCGUUUUUCAGAGGGGUUUGCAAGAUUAUUUAACUAUCCACAAGUAUGGCAAUGCAGCCAGAAAUGAUCUCUGGAAUACAUUAUCAGAGGCUUUAAAAAGGAAUGGAAAAUAUGUGAACAUACAAGAAGUAAUGGAUCAGUGGACACUGCAGAUGGGAUAUCCUGUUAUCACCAUCCUGGGAAACAUGACAGUAGAAAAUAGAAUAAUUAUCACCCAACAACAUUUCAUUUAUGACAUCAGUGCUAAAACCAAAGCACUCCAACUUCAGAAUAACAGUUACCUGUGGCAGAUUCCAUUAACCAUUGUGGUAGGAAAUAGAAGCCAUGUGUCUUCAGAAGCAAUUAUUUGGGUGUCUAACAAAUCAGAACAUCACAGAAUAGCAUACUUGGACAAAGGAAGCUGGAUCCUUGGAAACAUCAAUCAAACUGGCUACUUUAGAGUCAACUAUGACCUAAGGAACUGGAGAUUACUGAUUGAUCAAUUAAUCAGGAACCAUGAGGUACUUUCCGUCAGUAACCGUGCGGGUUUGAUUGAUGAUGCCUUCAGCCUGGCCAGGGCAGGCUAUUUGCCUCAGAAUAUUCCCCUGGAGAUUAUCAGAUACCUGUCUGAGGAAAAGGAUUUUCUUCCUUGGCAUGCUGCCAGCCGAGCUCUUUAUCCUCUGGAUAAAUUACUGGACCGCAUGGAGAACUACAAUGUCUUCAACGAGUAUAUUUUAAAACAAGUUGCAACAACGUAUAUCAAGCUCGGAUGGCCAAAAAACAACUUCAAUGGAUCUCUCGUUCAAGCAUCGUACCAACACGAAGAACUAAGGAGAGAAGUGAUAAUGUUGGCAUGCAGCUUCGGGAACAAGCACUGUCACCAGCAGGCAUCAACGCUUAUUUCAGAUUGGAUUUCCAGCAACAGGAACAGAAUACCACUCAAUGUUAGAGACAUCGUCUACUGCACAGGAGUGUCACUGCUGGACGAGGAUGUCUGGGAGUUCAUCUGGAUGAAAUUCCACUCCACUACUGCAGUUUCAGAGAAGAAGAUAUUACUGGAGGCUCUAACUUGCAGUGAUGACAGGAACUUAUUAAAUAGGCUUCUAAACCUGUCUCUGAAUUCUGAAGUGGUGUUGGAUCAAGAUGCAAUUGAUGUCAUAAUCCAUGUAGCCAGAAAUCCACAUGGCCGAGAUCUUGCCUGGAAGUUUUUCAGAGACAAAUGGAAAAUACUAAAUACCAGGUAUGGAGAAGCGUUAUUUAUGAAUUCCAAACUUAUCAGUGGAGUUACAGAAUUUCUUAAUACAGAAGGUGAACUUAAAGAGCUAAAGAACUUCAUGAAGACCUAUGAUGGGGUAGCGUCUGCCUCAUUCUCACGAGCUGUGGAAACCGUGGAGGCCAAUGUGCGUUGGAAAAGGCUUUAUCAGGAUGAGCUGUUCCAGUGGCUGGGGAAGGCCAUGAGGCACUAAUGUGUGUCACUUACCUAGAACUCAACUCAGAGUUUUGAGAGGACCUGCUUUCUGUGGAAUAAGGAGGCUAGCCAGAAUUUCAGUGAUAAUGUGUGGGAGAACUUUUUGUUGUUGCUGUUGUCUGUUUGGGUGGUGGGUAAUUUUCUUCCUUCCAUUCACUCUACAUUUGUUUCUCCACUGGAUGUUCCUCUGUAUAGAAACUCUUGCAAGUGACUCUUUGCCCUGGCUACUUCAGCUGUACAUUCCCUGCUGUUCGGGACCAAAUAUGAUAGUGGUGCAUGUUGAUGUUGCAGUCAGUUUGGAAAAUCCUAUUCAGAAUAUUCUGUGCAUGGAUGUAUGGUCCUGCCUGUGUUCCAGCAUGCUUAUUUAACAUGUCCAAUGUUGUAUGUGAAUAUAUGUACAUCCAGGAUGGGCAUUAUGCAAAAGCACAAAGAUUAUCUAUGACAAUCAGUGUUGCAAUGAAAGUAAAAUCUUCAGAAGGGAAUUCUAUCCUCAGCCAUGGCCAACAGGAGAGAUAAAGCAGCUCUGUGAACAAUUUGUAUCAUUUGUUUUCGGCACUUUGAUUGUCUGGCAAUGAUGAUUGCAUUGCUAACUCAUUUUCUUUGAGUUAAAGCUGUGUAUACACUUGCAGAGAUGUAUAGAUAGUAUGUACAUAUGCACAUGUACAUAAGAAAGCUCCAUAUGUAUAUAAUAUGUUGUAAAUGCACCUGUGCGAAGAAAUCUCUUCAGAUCAAAGGAAAUUUAACUCUUUUUUAUAAACGUGUGGACACUUGGAAAAA